This is a messenger RNA of Chionomys nivalis (European snow vole), 3945 nucleotides long. Its product is annotated as zinc finger TRAF-type-containing protein 1. Gene Ontology annotation, cellular component: nucleus. NCBI's taxonomy places the organism in Eukaryota, Metazoa, Chordata, Mammalia, Rodentia, Cricetidae. The record is from RefSeq and is a predicted model, not a curated record. The transcript is spliced from 4 exons. Gene Ontology annotation, molecular function: zinc ion binding. The coding region runs from base 332 to 1531 and encodes 399 amino acids.
CCGGCCUUCUCGCUCGUCCAUUGGCGGUGGCCACCUCAUCAUCUAGCCCCUCGCGGCGCUACCAUUGGUUUGCGCUGAGCACACGUGACCAGGAGGACGAGGGGGCGGUGGCGUGGGGGGGGUCCGCAGCGAAAACAAAGAUGGCGGCCGCGCCGGGGUUGGUGGCCGGGACGGCUGCGGGCCGACGCGCGGGCCAGGCCCACUGAGGCAGCGGCGCAGCGGGCAGGUUGGAGGGUCGCCGCGGCAGCGAGAAGCCGGCAGGGGCGCGCGGCGACCCUAACUUCCAGCCGGCGAGCGCGCCGGCACCCGCCCGCCGGGCCGGCCGGACGCGAUGUCCGGCGCCGAGGAGGCCGGCGGGGGUGGCCCGGCUGCGGGGCCCGCGGGUGCCGUGCCGGCCGGGGUCGGGGUAGGGGCCGGGCCUGGGGCUGCCGCGGGGCCGGCUGCGGCGGCUCUGGGCGAGGCGGCGGGGCCCGGGCUCCCGGACGAGGCGGGCCUGGCCGGCGCUCGGCAGCUGCAAGAGGCGGCCGGCGACCCUGACGCGCCGCCCAAGAAGCGGCUGCGGGCGGCCGAGGCGGCCGAGGCGGCGGCGGCGGCGGUAGCAGCGGGCAGCGGGAAGCUGGAGGAGCGGCUGUACUCGGUGCUGUGUUGCACCGUGUGCCUGGACCUGCCCAAGGCUUCCGUGUACCAGUGUACUAACGGUCACUUGAUGUGCGCUGGCUGUUUUAUCCACCUACUAGCAGAUGCCCGGCUGAAGGAGGAGCAGGCCACAUGUCCCAACUGUCGUUGUGAGAUCAGUAAGAGCCUCUGCUGCCGGAACCUGGCCGUGGAGAAAGCUGUGAGCGAACUGCCUUCAGAGUGUGGCUUCUGUCUGCGUCAGUUCCCUCGCUCCCUCCUAGAGAGGCACCAGAAAGAGGAAUGCCAGGACAGGGUGACACAGUGCAAGUACAAGCGUAUUGGCUGCCCGUGGCAUGGCCCUUUCCAUGAGCUGACAGUGCAUGAAGCUGCAUGUGCUCACCCAACCAAGACAGGCAAUGAGUUGAUGGAGAUCCUAGAUGAGAUGGAUCAGAGCCACCGCAAGGAGAUGCAACUCUACAACAGCAUCUUCAGCCUGCUCAGCUUUGAGAAGAUUGGCUACACAGAGGUUCAGUUCCGGCCUUAUCGCACUGAUGACUUCAUCACACGCCUGUACUAUGAAACACCACGGUUCACAGUACUGAACCAGACAUGGGUCCUGAAGGCUCGUGUGAAUGACUCGGAGCGCAACCCCAACCUGUCGUGCAAGCGCACACUUUCCUUCCAGCUACUCCUCAAGAGCAAGGUCACAGCGCCCCUGGAGUGUUCUUUUCUUCUGCUCAAGGGCCCAUAUGAUGAUGUGAGGAUCAGUCCUGUCAUCUACCACUUUGUCUUCACCAAUGAGAGCAACGAGACGGACUAUGUGCCGCUGCCCAUCAUCGACUCUGUGGAGUGCAACAAGCUGCUGGCUGCCAAGAACAUUAACCUGCGGCUCUUCCUGUUCCAAAUACAGAAGUAGGCUGGGCCCAGGACACCUGAGGAACAGAGGGCUGCAGUCCAGUAGUGCUGUCCCACCCCUCCCUGGCUUGGCAGCAGCUUCACACAACUAUUUGAUCAUUUUAGCAAAGGAGGAGAACAAACAAAAUCAAACACUGAGAAAGUCUGCAUGCGUGUGCAAUGGGGUCCCCGCCUCUGGCUCACCUUCCUCCCCUUUGCCUUCCACCUCCUGCAGGCAGCCAGAGGCUGGGCUGACCACAGUGGAAACAGUACUCUGGGCUCCUCAGGCACAGGUGGUGAGGAGGGCAAGAAGCCAACCACCCUUACCCCAGCUCCCAUCCUCUCAUCGAGGUGGCACGGUGGUUCUCUGGCCAGGCUCAGGGGCCCUGGCUGACUUCAGACAGCAUAUUUGAUUGCAAUUAAAAAGGCAGCCUUGUUUCCUACUUUCUGUUUUGUUGGAGGGGAAGGUGUGGCUGUGAAUGGACCUCAUAUGGGAGAUUUGGUUUGGCCUGGUGGCCAGAACCUGUCCUGUCCCUGAUACUGCACCUAUGUGUGCACCCCAGGAGAGACUUAAGAGACACUGCCUCCCCCACAGUCUUAUCAGAGGUUGGGACUAAAGCCUGGCCAGUGAGCCAGAGGGUUGGGCUUCCCCAGCUGCCACUCAGAGGAAACAGGACUUGGUUAGUAGGGCUCAGCAAAUGUUUUCGGAAUGCAGGGUGAAAUUCUGUCUCUUCGAGGAAAAAAUGAAACUCUACAGGCUCUUUAAGUGAUGUGAUUUUAGCAAGAAAUAACCCAUUCGCUUAACUCAGCAUAGAGGGCCAGGUGUCCUCAGAGUGCCGAGGAGGCAGCCAUUGUCUGUGAGACCUGUAUUUAAUGGUGGCAGGGGCACCGCAGGACCAAGGCAGAGCAGCAUGGUUUAUCGCCUAGGCAACGCCGGCCUUCCCCUUGCUGGGCCAUUCACAGAUUCUCUGAGUUGUGGUUGUAAGCAGGACAAGUAUUAGGGCCUCACAGAAUAUGAAGCAGCCACGCUUGAUAGGGCUAGGCCCUGAUCCUCUCUUCCUUGGGUUCCUCAGAGAUACUGAGAAAGGUAGGACUUGUCUCCUUCUGUCUUUGCUUAGGAGAUGAGGCUCUUCUAUCAUAGCUUUUUGUUGCUUUAAUACCAAAGAACCGGUUUCCUCUGCCCUAACCAGACCUCCACAUGCCUCAAAGUAGUUCCCACCAUCCCAUGCAAACUGCCUGGGCCUGAAGUGUCCUGUACCUUCCAAGUUAAGGGACAGGGUAGUCUUGGCCAGGUGGGUGCAAGUACUAAUGUUCGACCCACCCUGACCUUCAAGAAGGCAAAGAGCUGAGAAAUGAAGAGAAGGAACUGUGACACGGGGUAUAGGUCCCAUCUGUUUUCCUGAAUACGGCCAGUGUGGCCCUUCUGCCUUCUCAUAGGCUGAGAGGUUUUCAGCACCUGUUUGGCUUCCUGCAUGGGGCUUGUGGGAGUUCUCCUGCAAACGUGACCAGGCUGGGAAGGGUAAGAAGGCCAAUAUUUGGCUUCUGCCUACUACGAAGGACCCCAUGCCAGAUCCCAGCACAUCCAUGGGAGCAGAUGCAGCUCCUUGAUUUUCUCUGCCUUUAGGGGUAGCCUCUCAAGCUCUUUGGAAAACAGAGGAGGCCCCUCUAGAAGUCCCUCUAGAUUCUAAGGUGUUAGUAUGAAAAGGCAGGGCAAGGCCAGCUUGCCCUAAUAACCUGUGUCUAGAUGUGUGAGGGACUGAUUCACAGAAGGCAGCCUAAAAGUCUCCUGGGGAGAAACAGGACAGGAGGCUUAUUCCCCCAUGGGCACAAGCCAGCAAGGACACUGUGCAUGAGAGUGAAGCUGGGCUGGCAGGGGCUCAGAGACAACAGUUGAGCUCUGAGUAUCUGUGGAGAUGAAAGGCAUACCCCAAGGCACAGGUAGGGCUGGAGUCAUGCCCAGCUGAGAUCCACCUAGGGGUGUGGGUGUCCAAGAGUCCCCAGGAGGACUACAGCAGCCUCCUAGUGACAUGCUCGGUGUGGCCGCUUCACUAUGACUGUCUUGUGCAGCAGUUGAGCCUUCUAACCUAGAGGAACCAGACGUGGAGAAGACUAGUGUGUCUCUUGGCUCUGCUAGGGACUGGCAUACAGACCUUCAGCAUCGUCACUAUGAGCUCUUGGGGGGAGCACCAUAUCUCCAGGCUUGUGUCCAGAGUCUUGUUAUCUUGCUGUCCUAACCUGGCUCUUUUUCUGUUGUCUCUGAGGAUGGGAGAGGGGUUCAGCCUCAGUAGGUGUUGGGGAGGCUGCCAGAGGAGGUUGCAUAGGCCAACCCAGGCCUCCCCCCUCCACCUGUCUCAUCCCCACUUCCUGUGAGCACCACGUCCCUCAGUUUGCCCAAAGUGAGACAUUUACAAAACAAUAAAAAUAAUUUUCUAAUGA